Amoebophrya sp. A25 is the source of this 418-nucleotide messenger RNA. Lineage: Eukaryota; Dinophyceae; Syndiniales; Amoebophryaceae. The record is from the annotation of a GenBank genome assembly.
CUACGACACCUGGACGAGCUGGACGGAAAAAAAUAGGAAGGACCACGGCGACGUCGUCGUACUAGCUGCGACGAACAAACAUGCAACAUUCGUUCGCUUCGUCGCAAGCGGCGACGGGCGAGAUUGUCACGCAGAAGCUCAUCCCCGCUGUGGAGACUUUCUUCGCGGAGCAUGUGUUUUUUCUGACCGCUGUAGCACUUUGUUGCCUACUCGCUUUCGUGUUCUUCCGAUUGUCCCAGCUGUAUCCACGCGGGUUCCGGACGUUUUUUGCAGUGUAUGUAACCUGGAUACUCGUGCGCUUUUACCUGCUGCAUGUGACAAAUGAUAACAACACUGCGCGCAAUGUUGGUGGAGAUGGAAAUACAACUGUAAAAAAAGGAUCUUCUGGAAACGAAGGAGCAGGCGAAACAAGAACUGC